Messenger RNA from Penicillium digitatum Pd1, 3120 nucleotides. RefSeq names its product formin-mediated actin nucleation enhancer. Gene Ontology annotation, biological process: establishment of cell polarity. NCBI's taxonomy places the organism in Eukaryota, Fungi, Ascomycota, Eurotiomycetes, Eurotiales, Aspergillaceae. The record is from RefSeq and is a predicted model, not a curated record. Gene Ontology annotation, cellular component: cell tip; cytoplasm. Gene Ontology annotation, molecular function: cytoskeletal regulatory protein binding.
AUGCAGUCCUCAGGCAUUUCACGGACUCAGUUCCCCUAUCCCGAACAUUUGGACCAUCAAACAUCCCCCGAACGACACUCGGGGUCUGGCAGUGCCGACACAUCCAUGACUUCCCAGCAGUCCGGCCGCAGUUCCUCCGCCUCGUCUCGAUCCCAGUCCAGCAAGAGUCAGCCUGAUAAGCAAAUAUCCCAAAUUGAAAAGAGCGUCACGCACCUCUUGGUUGCGACAAAACAACUCCUCGAAACCUUAACGCAAUGGUCUCGGAAGCAAGCAUCGGAGAACGAUGUGUCGGAUGUAUACGUUCGAUUGGGCUAUGAAUUUAACUUGGCUUGCCGGGCUUUCAGUGCCAUCGGAGUCGAUACUUCAGACCUCGGUCCCGUACCAGACCUGCUUCGCACCAUACUUGAGGACACUCUCAGUCAAGACGCAUCUUCCCAAAGCCUCGAUAGAUACCUCCCCCGAAUUCGAGAUAUAAUUAUCAACUUGUUAAAAGGGCUGAAGAAGAAGCAAGCUCGCUUGAGGUCCCGGCACCAGCGCGAAGAUAGCCGGCUCGCAACGGGACGGCAAGCCAGUGCAGGAAGCAUUGCUAAUGGGCAGGCAAUCGGUCAGCUGUAUGAUGAUGCUGCAGCGUCCACCAUGUCGUCGACAGCCCAGUCCCCAAGAAAAUCAAACCAACGGUUCGGCAGCGGCGGAUCGCUGGAGGACCAACCAGCCAUUUCUCGAACCUCCUCGGCACCUUCGAAAUCCGAAUCACGCACGUCAAACUACGCCGAAAGAGAAUUAUCACGGCGGGAGGCCCAGCAAAUGCUGUCUCAACCCGGCCCCUUCGAUAAUGAUGCAACCCCUCGAGCCAACGCAUCCAACACCACUGUGCCUUCAACAUAUAUUACACCCGCCGGGUUCUCUGCACCCCCACCUCCACCUCCGCCCAAGGAGGAUGACGCAUUGGGGGCUUUGCAACGAAGUGGAGAGCUUGAGCGACGUGCCUCGCGUCGAUUCUCUGCCUAUCAAAUUCAGAAACAUCUGGGCACAUCUACCAACGGUGUCCCUGUCCUGCCUACUCAGAACUCUCCCAUUCCCAAUCGCGGUCGUGAUGUCCGCGAAUCUUUGAAUGCAGUUCGUCUGCGGGGCUCCUUUGCCCAUACAAAGCACCGAUCCAACAAGAGCUUGCAGGAAGCCUCCAAAGGUGCGCAAGCUCCCCCACCAGCAAAUAUCCCAGAUGUCGUGGAAGAAGAGCGCACUCCUCCUCCUGUUGCAACUCCAAUAGAGCCACGAGUAAUCGAUCCUGCACCAUCCAAGGCGCCCAGCGAAGCUGAUGCUCAUAACGAGAAAGACCAUGCCGUGGAAUCUGCCAUCGUUCCUCCGCCGAUCAUCCCCGUACCCCAAGAGAAGCCAACCCUCGAAGACGCUUUUGAGCCCGCAAAAUCAACACCCCUUACCCCGAAGGCGGGCUCCUUUAGACCGUCCACCGAGAUCGCAACACCACUAUCAGCUAUUCAAUUUUCCACUGAGCAACCCUCACCGAGCAAAGAGCUCACGCUGUUCCUACAAUAUAAAAGCAAAAUAAAGAAGUACAUGCUCCCAGAGGGAAUUGCGGAGCUCACUAUUGGGCGCCUGCAGCUUGCUUUUAUUGAAAAGUUUGCCUGGAACACCCAUGACAAUGGCGUUGAUUUACCGGAAAUUUAUAUACAAGACCCAAUUUCAGGCAUCCGUCAUGAACUAGAAGAUCUUACCGACGUCAAAGAUCGGUCCGUGUUGGUGCUUAACGUUGACAAUCUCGAUGAGGUCAAGAAACAUUUCGAUGACAGCCUUGGAAGCGUGCGUCUCUUAGUCGAAGGCGUCAAAGAGACGCUUUCUGGCCAAGGAAAUAUCAUCCAGCGGGUUUCGGAUCGCCAGCUCGAAGCUGCCAAAGAAAUUGCUCGCUUGGCUGCUGCCCCUACAACCCUCUCCGGUCCAGCUGCCUCUGAAGGGAGUUCCAAGACAUUGAUAGCCGGCAGCGGAAGUCAAAUUGCCGAGCUUCAGAGCUUACGUCGUGACUUGGCUGUCCUGCGUCAGACCUAUUCCAACUUUACUGCUGACAUCACCGGUUCAAUGAGCGCAGUCCGUGCCAAGGCAAGCAAAGUCAAGACUGCCGCUGCUGAUGUUGCCACUCCGUCCUUUGAAGGUGAUGCUGGCCGUGCUCGCGUCAACACUGGCAAGAAGGAACUUGCAGGUGAAUCGGAGCGGCUGGUCGCUCGCGUCGAUGACCUCCAAGAUCUGGUUGAAGAUCUUCGGAAGGAUGUAGUGGCCCGUGGUGUUCGUCCUCUCCCAAGACAGUUGGAGGUUGUUGGCCGUGACAUUAGCAUAGUCAUGAAAGAAAUUAAGAAGAUGCAGGACUUCCUGGCUCGCGAGAAGCCUAUCUGGACCAAGAUCUGGGAGAAGGAGCUACAGCUGGUUUGCGAAGAACGAGACCAGCUUACCAUGCAGGAGGAUCUCGCUGCCGACUUGCAAGACGAUCUCGAGAAGGCAACACAAACCUUCGCCCUGGUGGAGCAAGCUACAAAGGAGCAGGUCUCAACAAAUACAACCGGUGGUACCGUUGUCCGCGCCCCAUCAAGGACCCUUGAAAUUGACCCCACCGUUGAUCCCAUGAAAGCUAAGGAUGGUGUCCUUGGCGAGGUCCGUGCUUUGCAACCCAACCACGAAAGCCGACUAGAGGCCAUUGAAAGAGCCGAGAAAGCCCGGAAGAAGGAGCUUGAGACUCGGCGGAUCGGCCUUUUCCAGAAGGAACUCGGAGCAUUUGUCGACGAAGGCAAAUUGAAGAAGAGCGGUGGUUUCGAAGAGACUGAGCGCCUUCGUACUGCGAAGGACGAACGCAUCCGCAAAGAAGUCUGGGAUAGACAGCAGGCCCGCAAUGCCGAGAUGGAGAAGGCGGAGGCGGAAGCCGCUGCGGCGCAGGCAGCGGAGCAAAAUAAUGAGGGCGGGAGUGAUGAUGAUCAGCUAGUAGACGAGAAGGAAGCGAAUCCAGAGGAUGCGGAGAAGGCAGAAGAGCCCAAAUCGCCAUCUUCUGAAAUAGGGAAGGAACCCCCAGAAGCAGAGGAUAAGGAAGACAACGCCACUGCUGAACAACCCUCUCCUUGA